Messenger RNA from Choloepus didactylus (southern two-toed sloth), 1096 nucleotides. It is a transcript of the gene CCDC42, whose product is annotated as coiled-coil domain containing 42. The transcript is spliced from 7 exons. NCBI's taxonomy places the organism in Eukaryota, Metazoa, Chordata, Mammalia, Pilosa, Megalonychidae. The record is from RefSeq and is a predicted model, not a curated record. The coding region runs from base 1 to 936 and encodes 311 amino acids. Gene Ontology annotation, biological process: spermatid development.
AUGAGUCUGGGCAUGAUGGAAGAGGAAGAUCUGGCCGAGUACUUCCGGCUGCAGUAUGGGGAGCGGCUGCUGCAGCUGCUGCAGAAGUUCCCUUCAAUGGAAGAGCAGUCAGAGUCCCCAUCCAUCCGGCUACUGGAGAAGAAGAAAGAGGCCAAGAUCAUGCACGAGGCCAUGAAACAGAAGAAGGAGAUCUUCCGGCGCAAGAUGGAAGCUCUCAAUGUGCGCUGGGAGGAGCUGGGCAUCAAGGAGGCCCAGCUGAAGGCGCACAUCCAGAAGUUUGAGCAAUUCAUCCAGGAGAAUGACCAGAAGCGGAUCCGGGCCCUCAAGAAGGCCAACAAGGAGCGGGAGCUCAAGAGGCAGCGCGUGCGGGAGCUGGCCAAGGCCAAGCAGGAGAUCGCGGCCCUGCAGCUGGAGCACGAGCGCCUGAGUGCCAAGCUGCAGGACUACUCCAUCUUCAACAAGUACCUGGAGAAGGUGGUGGAGAGCUCCGAGUUCGAGGAGAUCCACGAGGUGAUCGCGCGCUACAAGACCCUGGUGAGCAUGCACCGCGACCUCAUGCAGUCAGCGCAGGAGGGCCAGGAGAAGCUCGAGCAAGCCAAGGCGCGGCUGGCACGCUACAUGGAGGAGAAGGACGACGAGAUCCUGCAGCACAACAACGAGCUGUCGAGGCUGCAGAUGCGCUUCGACCGCGCCCGCAGCGACGUCAUCAUCUGGGAAUCUCGCUGGGCGCACAUCCAGAACACCGCCGCCAAGAAGACGCUCCUGCUUGGCACCAUCAAGAUGGCGACGCUGAACCUCUUCCAGAUUGUGAGCAGGCAGCUGAUGGAAUCCACCCACGUGUCCCUGGAGGACACGCACAAACAGCUGGACCUGAUCCAGCAGUUUAUCCAAGACCUGUCAGAUAUCUGGGCAGAGGUGAAGAAGAAGGAUCAAUAGCAAGUUCGGGUUUAAGGAGGCAGCCAGGGGUCCAGAAUGUUCUGAAACAGAGACAGAGAGGAAGACUUCCUGGUGAGCGUCCAGUCCAGGCUGCUAAGAAACCCCGUGUCUUUCUGCUGGGCAAAUACCCCACCAUUUUCCCAUCAGGCCUCAGUCCACG